UCCCCGCAACCCUCGCUCGGUCUUCUUCUUGUAUUCUGUUUUGGGGUCAUUCUCAAAUCUCACUGUCACACUAUCAAUUUCUUGUCUUCUUCUUUCUGCAAACCGCACUUCUAAAAUUUUGUUCACUCCACCAUUGUCAAGUUAAUGAUGGCUGCUACUUUCAAAUGCCAACCUACAGGACUUCACGGUUCUGGCAUUGAUGCGGCGGCGCCUCGCUCUUCUGGAAACUUCGGAAGGUUUUACUCAAUGCGAUUCGCGUGCAACACUCGCUGCAAUACAUUGCGUCACGUUCAUACACCACUCUCCAUUUCCCACGACUCAUCAACUGAGAGUUCUUUGAUAUUGAUUCGUCAUGGGGAGUCUUUGUGGAAUGAGAAGAACUUGUUCACCGGAUGUUGCGAUGUGCCGUUGACCCAGAGAGGUGUAGAGGAAGCCAUUGAAGCUGGAAAGAGGAUUAGCUUUAUACCGGUUGAUAUGAUUUUCACGUCUGCACUGAUUCGAGCGCAGAUGACGGCUAUGCUUGCAAUGACGCAGCACCUCCAAAAGAAGAUUCCUAUUAUCAUCCAUAAUGAGAAUGAAGAGGCAACAACUUGGACUCGAGUUUACAGCGAAAAAACCACCAAGCAAUCUAUUCCAGUUAUUACUGCUUGGGAGUUGAAUGAAAGAAUGUAUGGGGAGUUACAAGGUCUUAAUAAACAGGAGACUGCAGAAAGAUAUGGGAAGGAGAAAGUGCAUGAAUGGCGUAGGAGUUUUGACAUUCCUCCUCCGAAGGGCGAGAGCCUGGAAAUGUGUUCAAAGAGAGCUGUUUCAUAUUUUAAAGAUUUUAUUGAACCCCAAUUAAAAUCAGGAAAGCACGUUAUGGUUGCUGCUCAUGGAAACUCAUUGAGGUCCAUUAUGAUGUAUCUUGACAGAUUAACCUCCCAAGAGGUCACUACUUUAGAAUUAUCAACUGGCGUACCGUUGCUUUACAUAUAUAAAGAGGGGAAGUAUAUGAGUAGAGGAAGUCCUGUGGGGCCCACAGAAGCUGGUGUUUAUGCAUACACUCAGAGUUUAGCUGUCUACAGACAACAGUUAGAUGAAAUGUCUCCUUGAUCAUGCUUUUGUGAAAGAUCAAAAUGGUAUAAUUGUUGAUAAUCAUUUUGGUGGAUGGCUUUCGGGGUUUGGCCUUUCAAUAGAUACAAAAUUCUCUCUGCAUACUCUCUACACUGAAAGUUAUUGGAAAGAAUUGACCAAUCGGUGACAGUUUCAAAUCUGUGAACUGCAUGGCAAAACAUGCCCUGAAAUCAUCCGUAUUGUAGCAAUGCGAGUAGCCCCUGCACAAUUUUGGUUAGAGAGAGAAAAAAUGAAAACAGGAUUAGUCUGAAUGGGAGCGAACUUAUAGGUAUAGCUGCCAUGAUUUCUAACAUAUAUAGGAAAUGAAUUAGCGGCGAAGGAAUGAGAACAAUAUAAAUGAA
This is a messenger RNA of Vigna angularis (adzuki bean), 1454 nucleotides long. RefSeq names its product 2,3-bisphosphoglycerate-dependent phosphoglycerate mutase 1. Gene Ontology annotation, biological process: glycolytic process. Lineage: Eukaryota; Viridiplantae; Streptophyta; Magnoliopsida; Fabales; Fabaceae. Gene Ontology annotation, molecular function: intramolecular phosphotransferase activity. The coding region runs from base 145 to 1092 and encodes 315 amino acids. The transcript has 9 exons. The record is from RefSeq and is a predicted model, not a curated record.